Neurospora tetrasperma FGSC 2508 is the source of this 266-nucleotide messenger RNA. RefSeq lists its product as uncharacterized. The coding region runs from base 15 to 227 and encodes 70 amino acids. Lineage: Eukaryota; Fungi; Ascomycota; Sordariomycetes; Sordariales; Sordariaceae. The record is from RefSeq and is a predicted model, not a curated record. The transcript has a single exon.
AUUCAAAGACCAUUAUGACCUAUCGGAUAGAUAGGGUCGGACGGACGGAAAACGGAAAGGCAGCCGUAGAAAGGAGAAAGAGAAAGAAGUGGAACGAAGACAUCAAAGUGCUCCAAGACCUUUACAUUCCGAAUGUAAUAGGGUUGGACGGACGGACGGACGGACAGCUUACCCACCUAGAAAAGAUGUAUGGAUAUAAGCAUAAGCAGCACACAAGUUACAGGUAGACUUACCUCCAGGCACAAUAUAUUAUACUACACAUGCUA